AUGGUUACUCAUUAUAUAUGGCUCUCUCUCCCAUACUUAGCUAAUGCCUUUGAGAGAUCAGCAAAGCUUCCCAUCAACAGAAGUUUUGAAGGAUCUUUUGAAAUACCCAACAUCUCCAGUUUUUUUUCCUGGAAUAACUACACACUUGCUGACUGGCAGAGCUUUGUGGGCAGGAGAAGAUAUGGGGCAGAGUCUCAAAAUCUUACAGUGAAAGCCCUGCUCAUUGUGGCAUACUCCUUCAUCAUAGUGUUCUCGCUCUUUGGGAAUGUCCUGGUCUGUCACGUCAUCAUCAAAAAUAAAAGGAUGCACUCCGCUACCAGCCUGUUUAUUGUGAAUCUAGCUGUAGCAGACAUAAUGAUAACGCUGCUCAAUACUCCCUUUACUUUGGCUCGGUUUGUGAACAGCACAUGGAUAUUCGGGAAGGGGAUGUGUCACAUCAGUAGAUUUGCACAAUACUGCUCCCUCCAUGUCUCUGCUUUGACUCUCACAGCAAUCGCAGUGGACAGACACCAGGUUAUAAUGCAUCCUCUGAAACCUCGCAUAUCCACUGCAAAAGGCAUGGUCUACAUCUCUGUCAUCUGGAUUAUGGCAACGUGUUUCUCCCUCCCACAUGCUAUUUAUCAAAAACUAUUCACUUUUGAAUACAGUGAAGAUGUCACCCGAUGCCUGUGUCUCCCAGAUUUCCCUGAACCAGCUGACCUCUUCUGGAAGUAUCUAGACUUAACAACGUUCAUUUUGCUCUACGUUCUGCCCCUUUUAAUCAUCUCUGCUGCCUACCUGAGAGUGGCCAAGAAACUCUGGCUGCGCAAUGCCAUUGGGGAUGUGACCACGGAGCAGUACUUCGCCCUUCGGAGGAAGAAGAAAAAGACCAUUAAGAUGCUGAUGGUGGUGGUUAUCCUCUUUGCUGUUUGCUGGUUUCCUUUGAACUGCUACGUCGUCCUCCUUUCCAGCCAAACUAUUCGUACCAACAAUGCCCUGUACUUUGCUUUUCACUGGUUUGCAAUGAGCAGCACCUGUUAUAACCCCUUCAUUUACUGCUGGCUCAAUGAACAUUUCAGACUGGAACUGAAGUCUUUGCUCAACAUGUGCAAAAAACCACCUAGCCCAAAAGAGCACAGGCUUCCAUCCACGGUUCCAUCCUACAGAGUAGCCUGGCCAGAAAACAGCAACUUCAAGAGGUCUCAGGUCUCCCAUGUCCUUCCAUCAACCUCCAAUCUCCAGUCAGGGAAGACAGACAUCACUUCAGUUGAACCUAUAGUAGCUGUGAGUUGA
This is a messenger RNA of Emys orbicularis (European pond turtle), 1272 nucleotides long. It is a transcript of the gene GPR83, whose product is annotated as G protein-coupled receptor 83. Gene Ontology annotation, cellular component: plasma membrane. The record is from RefSeq and is a predicted model, not a curated record. The coding region runs from base 1 to 1272 and encodes 423 amino acids. Gene Ontology annotation, biological process: neuropeptide signaling pathway. Lineage: Eukaryota; Metazoa; Chordata; Testudines; Emydidae. The transcript has 4 exons. Gene Ontology annotation, molecular function: neuropeptide Y receptor activity.